AUGUUAUCCACCAACCCCCAGAAGGUCCUUAUGGACGUGGAAUGGAUGACGAGCCUCUCGGCUCUCAGGACGUUCGUUGAACAUUGCGGUCGGACUUCUUUUUCGUUCGAGAACAGAGCAAAUUUUAGUACACAGGCCAAUCGCGUCGAGGGCAUACUCACACUCGAGAACGGGGAACUAACCAUUUGUCUGGAGAAUAAUGCGAAAGCCAGUUUCGUUUCUAAGCGGCACUCCAUGGUGUCGUUUAACAUGCCAAAGAAUGGGAAUUUUCUCAAGGCUUUUGACAAUGCACGGGCGACCUUCCGAACUGAGUGGAUGGCACCGGAAGAAAGCAAGUCAAUGCUGUAUCAGCAGUAUGAAAUGGCCAGGGCACAACUGGCUGAGGAAAACUUAAAGAUCCAGCAGGGCGCCCACGCUCAAACGGUAGGAUCACACGAACGCAUUAAUCAACUGCAGCAACAGAUUAACACGUUGGAAUCGCAGAAAAACCAGCUGUGCGAGGAGAACAAUCAGAUGCAAGCCCAUAUCAACUAG
Messenger RNA from Trypanosoma grayi, 534 nucleotides. RefSeq lists its product as hypothetical. The transcript has a single exon. The record is from RefSeq and is a predicted model, not a curated record. NCBI's taxonomy places the organism in Eukaryota, Euglenozoa, Kinetoplastea, Trypanosomatida, Trypanosomatidae. The coding region runs from base 1 to 534 and encodes 177 amino acids.